Aspergillus ruber CBS 135680 is the source of this 561-nucleotide messenger RNA. RefSeq lists its product as uncharacterized. The transcript has 3 exons. The record is from RefSeq and is a predicted model, not a curated record. NCBI's taxonomy places the organism in Eukaryota, Fungi, Ascomycota, Eurotiomycetes, Eurotiales, Aspergillaceae. Bases 1 to 561 code for a protein of 186 amino acids.
AUGGUCUACAAAGAACUCCUCUACUACACCAAAAUCACAAUUCACAAUCCCACCCGCCCUUCGAUCACCGUCAGAGAACGAAAUGGCAUAUGGCUCCGGCAUAACCCUCACCGAAACGCACUCGCUAUACUAGCCGUGAGCCGCCAGGCAUGCGAGGGACGGCGGGUAUUCUAUGGGCUGAAUAUGCUUGUCUUUGAGGAAUUCGGUGUUAUCCCGGUGUCCUUGGUUGGUAUUAGGCGGUAUGAUGCUAUGUUUCUGCAGUCUCCGUUUCUGGUGCCUGUGGUGGAGGAGGAGGAAGAAGAAGAAGAAGAAGAAGAAGAAGAAGAAGAGGGCGAGAAAAACCAUGAAGAAGAUACCACACCACAAAAACUGAAAAUCUGGGCCGACAAACUCCUUGCCGCGAAACACCCACAGCCAUGUACAUCAUGUACGACAGCGACAGAGAUCGACUCCUGCGAUUCGAAGACGCAGGCAACUUUGCAGUAUCAUGAAGAAAGGUGUGGUUUCGUCCUGGUUGCUCGAGCGGAAAGGAAGCCGUUUGCCACGAAGUUUAAGGUCUAG